Molecule: messenger RNA, 615 nt
Organism: Pomacea canaliculata
Lineage: Eukaryota; Metazoa; Mollusca; Gastropoda; Architaenioglossa; Ampullariidae
Exons: 6
Coding region: 149-544 (131 amino acids)
Source: RefSeq, a predicted model, not a curated record
GACUUAAUCCUGAUUUAUUGAGUUGUUUAUUCGAAGGCGAGUAUACAUAUUUACCCUGCUGGCUACUGACCACACAUCACAACAGAAGCAUUCUUCCAAGCCUCUGCAUCAAACGAAAAGUUUUUUAGAUCAACCUGCAUAUUUCAUAAUGAAGUUUGUCAUCUUUCUUGGACUUCUGGGUGUGGUGCUCGGCAAUGACGCCAACUACGUCUUCGAGCUGUUCCACGCUACCGACAGCAACAACGACAAUGUCAUUUUGUUUCAUGAAAUGAUGGAAACUUUUAACUACAUGGAUUUGGACGGCGAUUACCAGCUGACUCUUGAAGAGUUUGGUUCUGACUUAAUUCCCGGGUCGCCUCCUCUUGAUGCCGAGAGCGCUUUCAAAUUCUUCGACACAAAGGACCUGGAGGAGAAUGGCUUGUUGGAUAAAUCAGCUGUUGUGUUCUUUUUCAAUGGCCUGGACAGUAACAAGGACCACCGACUCACAAUUGUGGAAUACAUGGAGAAUUAUUUUCUGCUCUUCGAUGACAAUGACCGUAAAUAAAACACCGGAUUUGACGGAGUGUUAACAAGCUGCUGGAAGCGAAAAAUAAAAGUAAAAUUUUCGAAGCCAAA